Messenger RNA from Lactuca sativa (garden lettuce), 1476 nucleotides. RefSeq names its product mannose/glucose-specific lectin. The record is from RefSeq and is a predicted model, not a curated record. Gene Ontology annotation, molecular function: carbohydrate binding. Lineage: Eukaryota; Viridiplantae; Streptophyta; Magnoliopsida; Asterales; Asteraceae.
UAUGGAACACGGCUUUAUAGGAGUUUCGCAGAAAUAGAGCAGGUUCUAUCAUCACUACAACGUGCAUAACACUAUUUGAAGGCCGAGUUCUAUAUAUUUAUAUACUGCAAAUACUCAUUGUGUGUGGUCAUGGAGUAAAAAAUACUAAGCGGCAAUUCGAAGUUUCUCCAAUCCAUUGGUAAAGUUGUCGAUUGCUUUGAUUAAUUCAUAAAGUGAAGAUCUAGCUGUUCGAUAGUGUACAAGAAAUGUUGGGAAGAGCUUGUUCCUUAUUGCAUUUCAUAUAUAUACUUACAGUUUAUCUCAUGGGUGGGGCAACAACUAGCAAAGCAGCAGGAUAUAUUCGAGUAGGAAAAUGGGGAAAACAAAGUGGAGGUCCUCAGAAUGAGUGGUCUUUUGCAUUUGAGAAAGAUCAUAAACUGGUGAAGAUAACCAUUGACCAUGGUGAACUAAUAUACUCUCUCAUGUUCACAACUAAAUGUGGAGGUGUUUUGCAUAAUUCCAACAUGUUUGGUGGUUGGAAUGGUGGAGACACAGUUUCGGAGGUACACUUUGAAAGUGAUUGAGGAAAUAGUUGGGAUUGGUGGAGCCAUUGGUAAUCGAGGUGGUAAUCCAGUAAUUUCGUCACUAUAUUUUAUGACAAACAAGAAGACACAUGGACCUUCUGGUCAUGCAACUGAAAAUGUAUUUUAUUUACCAUGGGACAAAGGCUCCUUGGUAGGGUUUUAUGGACUUGCCGGCUAUUAUAUUGAUGGCAUUGGUGUGUAUCUAAAAGCCUAUGAGGAAAUCGUACGGGUUGGAACAUGGGGAAAAACUCAACGUGCAGGUCCACAAAAUGUUUGGACUUUCCAACUUGAGGAAAAUCAUCAUUUGAAGAAGAUAACCAUUGAUCAUGGUGAUCUCAUAUAUUCUCUCAUGUUCACCACACAAUGUGGAGGCUUAACACAAACUACUGAAAAGUUUGGUGGUUGGAAUGGUGGAGAGACAGUUUCUGAGGUAAUAUUUGAAAGGCAUGAGGAAAUAAUUGCCAUUAGUGGAACAAUUGCGUUAUCAAGGGGAAGUGAUGCUGGCUUGACUAUAAUAUCCUCGAUAUCAUUCAUGACAAACAAGAAAACUCAUGGACCUUUUGGUAACGUAAGAGGGAAGCCUUUCACGGUAUCAUGGAAUAUUGGUUCUUUUGUUGGAUUUUAUGGUCUUGCUGGCUAUUAUAUCGAUAGCAUUGGUGUCUACUUGAAGGAAGUACAGUGAGAUAAGGAACAAAUAACCUUUAAAAGUUGUACUAUGAAAUAAGGAAUAUAUAACCCUUUGAGGUUAUGAUGUCUUCUUGAAGGUUGGAGUGUGAAAAAGACCAAAUAAACUUGAAGGCUUUAUUACGAAGUAAGAAACAAAGAGCAUGUUGAAGUUAUGUAGUUAUUGAACAUCCUCUGUUUGUUUAGUGUUCAUUAAUAUCUUAAAUAUAUGUCAUUACGUUUGCUAUGC